Molecule: messenger RNA, 2558 nt
Organism: Micropterus dolomieu (smallmouth bass)
Lineage: Eukaryota; Metazoa; Chordata; Actinopteri; Centrarchiformes; Centrarchidae
Gene: ak3
Product: adenylate kinase 3
Exons: 5
Coding region: 657-1328 (223 amino acids)
Biological process (GO): nucleobase-containing compound metabolic process
Cellular component (GO): cytoplasm; mitochondrion
Molecular function (GO): ATP binding; AMP kinase activity
Source: RefSeq, a predicted model, not a curated record
UUAUUGUUUUCGGAACUACUCAAGUGUUAUAUUAUUAAGAUCAGUCGUGUCUGCAAACAGUAUUUUAUUCGUUUAUUUUAGAGGAUGGACAUGAGACAGCAGAUUGGUUGUUGUUAAUGCACCCCUGUCUGCCAGUCUGCAGAUCUGUCUGCUUAGGGAUCAGGGCUCGGAAGGGAUUAAUCACCGCCACCUUGCCAACAAGCUGUUGUGCCCGUAGACCAAUUACAUAACCGCUUUAUACAAUAAAUACAUCUACAGUAAACCGCAAGCAAUAACAUAGGCGAGGGGGUUUGUCAACACGCCAAAAGAAGAGGCUCAUCUCGGAGUGCGUGAUCGUCGGGGGAGUGCAUCCUCAUCGCCCCCGAUGGCACUGUAGACUAGCAUACUGGUUGCCUUCUCAUCUUCUUCCUCCUCCUCCUCCUUUUCAUUUUGUUUCUGCAGCGCUGUGGGAGAUAAAAGUCAAAGUCCAGGGUCGACACUGGCUGCAGAAGACGCGCCCACUCUUGACGACGUUGCGUAGGCUACUUCACGGGAAAGAAAGUAUCGGCCUACCUGCUACGAUCUAGUCUUGGCUGCGCAUCCAGAGAGGGGGUUUGUGGGAAGGAUACCGCUGUUCUGUUCCUAAAAACUCACUUUUAACAAAUACUCGUCCGGAGAUGGUUCUUCAAAAGAUUUUUCGUGCUGUCAUUAUGGGACCUCCGGGAUCGGGGAAAGGAACCGUGUCUGCGCGCAUAACCAAAAGUUUUGGACUGAAACACAUUUCAAGUGGGGACAUUUUGAGAGCCAACAUCAACGCCAAAACCGAGCUCGGCCUGUUGAUGAAGUCCUGUAUUGAUCAGGGUCAGCUGGUACCCGAUGACGUCAUGUCUCGUCUCAUCCUAAGGGACCUGAGAGCCCUCAACCAGAGCAGCUGGCUGCUCGAUGGUUUCCCUCGUACAGUAUCACAGGCAGAAGCUCUGGAUGAUGUCUACAGUGUAGACACAGUUGUCAACCUCAAUGUACCUUUCCAGACCAUCAAACAGAGGCUCACCUCACGCUGGACUCACCUUCCCAGCGGCAGAGUCUACAACAUAGAUUUCAACCCGCCCAAAGUCGCUGGUUUUGAUGAUGUGACAGGGGAGCCUCUGGUCCAGAGGAAUGAUGACACACCAGAGACGGUCACACGGAGACUGAAGGCCUACCAAACCCAGACAGAGCCUGUCUUAGAGUUCUACAGGAGUAAAGGUGUGCUGCAGACCUUCUCCGGGACAGAAACCAACAAGAUCUGGCCACACGUGGAGGCUUUCAUCCACAGAAAACUCUUUUCCCUCAACCAGAAGGUUGCAUAGAAAGCCUGAACAGAAAGGAACAAGAAGGGUUAAUUAUGACCAGCAGAAACCUCUCUGUAUGCAGGUGCCACUUUCUGCUAAACAAGAGGAGAGCCAUCUGUUUAAUAAUACGUUCUGAAUGUUUAUGGAGCAUGCUCAGAGUUUGUCAGGAAGCAAAAAAAACAGACUUUUAAAGUACCCAUUGCCCUGUUAUUGCACUGCUUCCACAAAGAGUGUCUUAUCAUUCCAUACUGCGCCUUUAUACAGCUGGGAGAGAAGAUCUUUAACAGCAGAAUAUAAAGGUGCAGAUAUAUAUGAACAUAGAAAUAAUCGUUAUGGCUUGUCCCCUCUGGUGAAUGCAGCCACCUUUAAGUAGUAUGUUUAAGUUUUAGGUUUUCUAAUUACAAUCUCAAGUUAUUUUCUUAGUUGAUGGCAUUGAAAUGAAUGGGAACACACCACAAGGUAUCUUGAGCUAAAUAAGAGACUUUACAGCUUUUUUGAUAAGAAAUCCUUUGAAUUUAAUAUUGCAAGGGCUUUUUGCCCCAGCAUAACAAAUGCUGCCGAGGUGACUGUUUCUUAUGCAGUGGGUUAUGCCCCUGAAGGGAAUUGCCACGUCCUACAAAUGACUGUAAAUUCACAAAUACAUUGAAGUGCCUUUUGCUACUUUUGAAAAUGGAACAGGUGGCUCAGUGGAUGUAGUCUGUAAAUACUUUUUAUGAAUAUGGACCAGAUAUAUUAAUGUAUAAAGUGACCACUUAUUAUAUUGAAUAUGUAUUGAUUUUUAAAUUAAACAAUGUCUAACAGCUUCUUUCAACCACCUCAAGCCUUAAUAGCAUUGCCUCUGAAAUACGCCUCAUUGUUUUUAACCAGGCGUGUUUGACCAAGUCUAUAAAUGUAUACUGGUAUUUGCCAUUUAAUGUGACUCGACAACUCAAAUCUUUAUUGAAAAAAAGUAUUUGCUUUUGAAGCACAGUUCAUCUUGUGAGAAGAUAUCCCAACAUUCAAGGUUGCUCUGCAGUUGUGUUUUUGCACUCAGGUCUUAAGAAUGUUACACCAUGUUAAAAGCCACAGAAAAACAAACUUGCCUUGCAACGUACUGUAGAUUUAUGCAGUGAAAAGUUUCCUGAAUUGUACUGCGUGCAUUUUUAAACACUUGAAUACAAUGUGUAAAAAAAAGCACAUCACCUCUUCAUAAACAACUUAACUGUGUCACAAGUUUUUAUUAUGAAUCACAAUAAACAUCUGAUACUA